GCAACACUCACCAGGACGACCGGUGAACACCCCCCGGGGCCUCCAGAAUGUUCCGACGGCACCCACUCGGUAGAGACUAGUAGUGUGUACCAAGACCAUCAACCACAGCAACAACACACACAAGGCGAGUGUAGGCGAAGCUUGCUGAGCCAGCGACCGUGAAACCAUUCGUGUGGCAUGAGCUGAGGCCACUGCACCAGGACUUCCAUCUCCCCGAGAGAGCGAGAAAGCUCCCUCCAGUAAGCUUUCGCCGCAACGCAACCGGCAUCGUUAGAGCUUAUGACGGCUUAAACCGGAUAUUAUUUUUUUCGCCUUCUGUUCAAAACUCCGGCAAAAGAAGAACAUUCCUCCUCCCUCCCCCACCCCUUAGUAUGAGGGCUCGCCGGGGAAAAGCCUUUCGGUAACAAGGAUUUUUUUUCUCCUCUACUCCGGGGCGAGUUUGGGGCAGGAAGCGGGCCCAAAAUGGGAGUGAUUAAUCAUCGUCGUCACUGUUGGUCCUAGUGCCACUUAGUUAGUGUGUUUGUGAAGAGUGGAGGGAAGGUGCGCGAGGAAGUGUUUCUGCAACAUUAACGUCAAGAAGCUUGCUUUUUUGUCAGCCACCACAAAUGAUGUUCAAUAUCAUCGCAAUGUUCGUCAUCAGUGCUUGAAGAUUUGUUACUUUAUUUUUCUUUUUUUUUGUAUUCGAGGGAAGCAAGACAACACAGACAGUGAUUAGUGGGUUGCCACGGCAAACAUCCUUCUCGAGGGCAGCAGCGGAAGGUUCGGAUUAGCUCCCUUCCGCGAAUUUCGGGUCGGAUCCGGAUUUGCAUAGGUCACAGGAAGGAAGCAGAAGAAGGAAAAAAUGUGAACUGAGCAUAAAAAUCUCAAGAAUUUGCGCACAGCUUCUCAUUAUUUUUGCUUAGUACAUGCUCUGAGAUCGAGGGUGUGGGAGAAUCAUUAUCAUCAGUGCGGGACGGCUAGGCACCAGUGAAAAGGCUGAGAUUUGCCGUUGGCAUUUUUGCGAGGCCCACAGAACACAAUAAUUAAGGCAGCAAUUGGGUUGAAGCGACGCGUGCAGGGAUCCCGAAUGUCGCGUAAUUGAAUUCUUGCUCGGAAGCUGCAAGAAGGGGGCUCGCUGAAGGGGGUCACGCUGAUUGGCUGGACCAGCUGGAGCGGCGGCGUCCGAUUCACACUUGGGGGACCAUUGAAAAAUUCCACCGAAUAGUAUGGCUUCGGUCGCCGCUUGGUUGCCAUUUGCACGGGCGGCGGCCAUCGGAUGGGUUCCCAUAGCGUCCCACCCGCUGCCAGCGCCACCGGUAUUCAAGGACCGGCUUCGCUCCGAAGACGAGAAACUCAUCAUCAACGUGUCCGGCCGACGCUUCGAGACCUGGCGAACGACCGUCGAGAAGUACCCGGACACGCUGCUCGGCUCGAACGAGCGGGACUUUUUCUACGACGAGUUCACCAAGGAGUACUUCUUCGACCGCGAUCCGGACAUCUUCCGGCACAUACUGAACUACUACCGCACCGGCAAGCUCCACUACCCGCGGCACGAGUGUCUCUUGAGCUACGAUGAGGAGCUGGCCUUCUUCGGGAUCAUGCCGGACGUGAUCGGCGACUGCUGCUACGAGGACUACCGGGACCGAAAGCGGGAGAACGCCGAACGACUGAUGGACGACAAACUGUCCGAAAACAGUGAUAACAAUCUGAUACAGCUGACCAACAUCCGCGAGCGGAUGUGGCGAGCGUUCGAAAAUCCGCACACUUCCACUGCCGCCCUCGUGUUCUACUACGUCACGGGCUUCUUCAUUGCUGUUUCUGUGAUGGCCAACGUCGUCGAAACGGUCCCGUGCGGGGCCCGGCCCGGUCGUGCCGGCACCCUGUCCUGCGGCGAACGCUACAAGAUCGUCUUCUUCUGUCUCGACACAGCCUGCGUGAUGAUCUUCACUGCCGAGUACCUGCUCCGACUGUUCGCGGCCCCGUGUCGGUGCAAGUUCGUCCGCUCCGUCAUGUCGGUCAUCGACGUCGUCGCCAUCAUGCCGUACUACAUCGGCCUGGGCAUCACCGACAACGACGACGUGUCCGGCGCGUUCGUAACCCUUCGCGUGUUUCGCGUCUUUCGAAUCUUCAAAUUUUCCCGCCACUCCCAGGGGCUGCGGAUUCUCGGCUAUACGCUCAAGUCGUGCGCCUCGGAGCUGGGCUUCCUGGUGUUCUCGCUCGCGAUGGCCAUCAUCAUCUUCGCCACCGUGAUGUUUUAUGCCGAAAAGAACGUGGAAGGAACGAACUUCACCUCGAUUCCGGCUGCGUUCUGGUACACAAUCGUCACGAUGACUACGUUAGGUUACGGUGACAUGGUGCCCGAAACCAUCGCGGGCAAGAUCGUGGGAGGCGUCUGUUCGCUGAGCGGUGUGCUGGUCAUCGCGCUACCCGUACCUGUAAUCGUGUCCAACUUCAGCCGCAUCUACCACCAAAACCAGCGGGCAGACAAGCGGAAAGCACAGCGGAAAGCACGACUCGCACGAAUACGAAUAGCGAAAGCAGGCGCGAGUGCGGCGUUCGCGAGUAAGAAGAAGGCUGCCGAGUCGCGGCUAGCGGCGCAGGAGUCUGGCAUCGAACUGGACGACAACUACAACGAUGAAGACAUCUUCGAGCUACAGCAUCAUCAUCUGUUGAGAUGUUUAGAGAAGACUACGGAUCGGGAGUUUGUCGAGCUAGAGACGCAGUACAACGGCCAAACCAAGCGGCCCGGCUCGCCGUCCCCGAUGGCCAGCCCGUCCCACUCGGCCAACACGACGACCGGCGCCGGAACCGGUCUGCUUCAGUCCUGCUGCGGUCGGUGCUGUUCCCAGCGGUACCAGAUACAGAACUACACGUCGGCGAACCAAUGAUGUCAGGAGGACGAUAUUCCGCUGCGAGAGAGGAAAAAGUCGUAAUUGUAGCCCAAAUCGUCACCACCCGACCCCACUCUUCCCAGCAGCAGCCCGAACGACCCCUAGUGGUGGUGUCCCCCCCUUUGGGCCGGG
This is a messenger RNA of Culex quinquefasciatus (southern house mosquito), 3002 nucleotides long. It is a transcript of the gene Shal, whose product is annotated as potassium voltage-gated channel protein Shal. Gene Ontology annotation, cellular component: voltage-gated potassium channel complex; membrane. Gene Ontology annotation, molecular function: A-type (transient outward) potassium channel activity; protein binding. Bases 1206 to 2867 code for a protein of 553 amino acids. Gene Ontology annotation, biological process: protein homooligomerization; potassium ion transmembrane transport. Lineage: Eukaryota; Metazoa; Arthropoda; Insecta; Diptera; Culicidae. The transcript has 7 exons. The record is from RefSeq and is a predicted model, not a curated record.